AUGGGGCAUCAAGAGUACUCCUCAGAAUUCAAGAACCAAGUGGUUCAAUUCAUCAUUGGAAGGUGCAUCGGCAUUGUUCCUCCUCGCGACACACUUAAGGAAGCACAGCUCAAAUUCAAAAUCUCUCGUCAAACCUGUACACGGUGGUGGAAUGCUGCAAAGAAACAACAACAAAGAGGAGAAUCAAUGCAAUUGGUAAGUCUAAAAAAAGUGAGGUCUUACCCCAAAAAGUUGCAUCUGGAUGUUGAGGUACUCAAGAGUAUGCAUUUCUCAAAGAGAUGCAACCUCUUAAGUGUGGCAGCCGGUUUGGGCUGUUCAAAAGCCACUGUUUGGAGGUGGGUUAAGGCUAGCCUAAUUAGGCCACACACAUCAGCCAUUAAGCCCAGCUUAACAGCUGCAAACAAGUUGUUGAGACUGAGAUUCACAGUUGAAUCUUUAGAACUAGACAGGAUCUUGAACAAGAUCAAGUUCAGGAACAUGUACAACACCAUACACAUUGAUGAAAAGUGGUUCUACAUGACAAAGGAGCUCAAAGAUUCUAUCUUGCUCCAGGAGAGGAAGAACCUCAUAGAACAUUUUGUCGGCCAUUGUUUGGUGUUAAUGGUGAAGUCUUGUUUGAUGGAAAAAUUGGAAUUUUUCCAUUUACCAAACAAGUUCCAGCCAAAAGGUCAAGCAAAAAUAGAAAGGCAGAUAUUACCUGCCAUCAUAGCCAAGUGGUCUGAUGGGGCAACUAAAGUUCUCAAGAUACAACAAGACAAUGCAAGACCACACAUCAAAGACAAUGAUCCAGCUUUCAAAGAAGCUGCACAACAAAGUGGUUUCUCAAUAUCACUUGUGCAACAACCACCUAACUCACCUGACACUAAUGUCAAUGAUUUGGGUUGGUUCAGAGCAAUACAAUCACUGCAAACUCAGACUGCAUGCAAAAAUGUGGAUGAUUUAGUCAAUGCAGUGGUGCAAUCAUUCAAUGAAUUACAGCCACAGACUUUGGACAAUGUUUUCCUAAGUCUUCAAGGCUGUUUUAUGGAAAUCAUGAAAGUCCAGGGUCAUAACAGCUACAAGCUGCCCCACAUAGGAAAAACACAUUUAAGGAGGACUAAUCAACUUCCAAUGGAUCUAGAAGUUCCAGUGGAGCUGGCUAUGCAAGCAAUUGCUUAUCUGCGGGACCAAGGGAGCAACCAUGGAUUGGAGAUGAUUGCUCAGUCAUUAGGAUUAUGA
Salvia splendens (bonfire salvia) is the source of this 1218-nucleotide messenger RNA. RefSeq lists its product as uncharacterized. Lineage: Eukaryota; Viridiplantae; Streptophyta; Magnoliopsida; Lamiales; Lamiaceae. The record is from RefSeq and is a predicted model, not a curated record. Gene Ontology annotation, molecular function: nucleic acid binding. The transcript is spliced from 3 exons. The coding region runs from base 1 to 1218 and encodes 405 amino acids.